AAACUUCUCCGGUUCUCCCACUUUUUCAUAUUCCCUCAACUUUUCUAACAAAUCCUAAAAAAAUUUAGAACGCUCCAACAUUUCCCUCCUUUGAAAGCUCAAAAGUUUUCAUCUCCCUCUCUUUUUUGGAUACCUAUUCAAACACAAAUUAGAAUACUUGUCUUUCUAAUUUCACCAAAACCCAUACAUCUCUUACUCCUACUAUGGCUACGGGUGAAAAGCGGAAGUUCAUGCGAAGCUUAAUCGAUGGCUGUCAAGAGAGCUAUCGAGUUUGGAAAAAGCUUCCCGAAAAGAAGGUUCCAUGUACAAUUGGGAAUAUAGAGAAAUGGGAGAUGUGCUUCCUCUUUCGCAAGUGCCUAAUGAUGUAGCAAUGGCUUUCAAAAGGGAAAUCGAGUGGCAAACAAAUCACAUGCUUUUACCUUUUAAGAGCUUGUGCGAGCAAAGAAAGGUGCAUGUAGAUGUUGUAGUGAUUGAAUCAGAUGAUGUAGUAACUGCGGUAGCGGAGGAAGUAACUAAGGACGCUUUAACCAAACUUGUCGUUGGAGCUUUGUCUUCUGGUAUUUUCAGAAGUAAACAUAAGGGUAUGCACUCCAACAUUUUGUACGGUUUACGCUGUUUCAAAGGGAAAAUUGUCCAUACGGCAAUCAGACACACAAGUUGAUGGAAGUACUACGGAUAAAUACUACCAUCAUGCAGGAAAAAAUACACUCAUUACAAAAUUCUCCGGGAUCCAUCGAAUAACACUCAUAGGUGGGAAAAGGGUAUUACCUAAUUAAUAUCCGCCUUUACUUCACCUUGUUAAUAGGCUUAACUAAAAGUAUUUUGUCGUUGAUUAACUUGGAAUCUUUUUUGGUGGGAAAAAGGUAUUACCUAAUUAAUAAGCCUUUCUUAUUGUUUUAGUUACUUUUAUCGUGGCCUGUUGAUUAACUUGGAAUCUUUGUCUUUAACAGUUCAAAUAUGGCGUAGAGGUUCGGGACGCUCAUAUGCUGUUGUCCAAAAGUCAUCCA
Vicia villosa (hairy vetch) is the source of this 1007-nucleotide messenger RNA. Its product is annotated as U-box domain-containing protein 35-like. The record is from RefSeq and is a predicted model, not a curated record. Lineage: Eukaryota; Viridiplantae; Streptophyta; Magnoliopsida; Fabales; Fabaceae. Bases 302 to 661 code for a protein of 119 amino acids. The transcript has 5 exons.